Messenger RNA from Miscanthus lutarioriparius, 513 nucleotides. The record is from the annotation of a GenBank genome assembly. Lineage: Eukaryota; Viridiplantae; Streptophyta; Magnoliopsida; Poales; Poaceae.
AUGCCUCCAGGUGGCACGAAAAGAGUCAGGGCAAUUGGCGGCAGUGAGGCAACUCCUAGAGUUGCAACCAGGUCUGGAAAGAAGUACAUCACCAACCACCCCACGAUUAUGAGUACCAUGGAAGAUAUGUUGGCCCAGCCUGCUCAAGACUUGGAGACACCAAGAUCUAGUACUGAGAUAGUUUCGAAGGUUCUCUCACAAACCAGUGCAGCUUGUACAUUCCUCAAGAAUGUUGGUAUUGAAACACCAGUAAGCAAGUCUGUUGCAUCAGCUGCAAGAGAGGCACAACUUUGGGAACAUCUACAGGUGGAGAAGGAACGGGCUGAUAAUCUUGAAGAACAACUGGUCCAUCUAAAGAAGAAAGCUACAGAAAUAGAAGAAUCCAUGGCCAGGACCCAAGAAGUUGUGCUCAAGAACCAGCAAGAGCUAGAGGAGUUCAAGAAGAAACAAGAAGCUAAUGAUAUGAUCCUUCAGCGCAUCUUGGGCCUCCACUUAGGUAAUCGAGCUACUUAG